Molecule: messenger RNA, 5389 nt
Organism: Leguminivora glycinivorella
Lineage: Eukaryota; Metazoa; Arthropoda; Insecta; Lepidoptera; Tortricidae
Gene: Cad99C
Product: cadherin-99C
Biological process (GO): homophilic cell-cell adhesion
Cellular component (GO): plasma membrane
Molecular function (GO): calcium ion binding
Source: RefSeq, a predicted model, not a curated record
CGCUGUGUAGUGCCGUUAGUUGUUUUAUCUGUGAACGCGCGAAACUUUUUUUAUCGAAACUGUUUGGAACGUUGUUGUAAAUGAACAGCAAGUUUUUCGAGUGCGUUUGAAGUGCAGGAACGACUGUUGAACACAGUUUUGUGAUCAUUGUGUUGUACCGUGAGUGUGGUUGUAGUCACAGGUGUCACAUUCCGAGGGGGACGCCGCAGCCUCCGCUCGAACCCGGUACCGCAGGUGGACCGCUACGCGAGGAAACCCAUUAAACUGUUAAGAUUCCAAGAUGGUGGUACGAUUAUGAUACGGCGCAAUAUUUAGAUGAAGCGGGAGUGAAUAGUUUAAGGAAUGCGAUUACAACGGAGUAAAAACUGCUGGUGAGAUGGCGCGGUGGACCGCGCUGCUCCGGCAUGGGCGAUCACCGAUUUGGCUUCUCAUCUUCUGCUUAUUGCAUUUGGCCAAGGCGACACCGGGACCAUGUGAUGUGGAAACCGGCCAAGCCAGCAUCAUCGUGGAUAUAGAGGAAAGCAGGGGAAAUCAAGUAAACCAAAGCACGGUACCAGCGGAGUUACCGAUAGUGGGAGAGCCGGGCGUGGAUGUAGUGCUGUCGACGGUGUUCCCCAAGGGCCCCACGCUGUUCCAGCUGGACGGCAAGCGCCUGCAAUUGCUGCAGCCGCUCGACAGGGAUGCUGAUAACCUCUCGCAUAUGGUCUUCCAGCUGGUUUGCCAAGUGAAAGCAACGAACCGACGGCGAACAACCACGGUGAUAGUCCGGGUGUCGGACAUCAACGACAACGCGCCGGCCUUCCAGGGAGUGCCGUAUGUGGCCAACGUGUCAGAGUUGGUACCGAUAGGAACCACGGUGUUCGACAAAAUUAAAGCAGUCGACAUAGACGCGGGUGUUAACGGACUAGCGGAAUACUUCAUAGUACCAGGAGAUAAUGAGACUCUGGAAGAAAGCGGGGCAGCUGACGGCUAUGGCUACUUCUCCAUACCGCUGCCGCACCAGGGGGUCGUCACCGUCAACAAGAGUUUGGAUUACGAGCGCACGCAGCAGUAUCUAGUCACUAUUGUAGCUUCUGAUCGUGCGCGCGACAAUAAGAAACGGAUGUCAAGUACGAGCAUGCUGGUUGUGAACGUGCUGGACGAUGAUGACCAGGACCCGUCCUUUAUCUACAAAGGUUGCACACUGCACACCGGUGCCUGCAUUAACCCGGAGUAUUCCAGCUAUGUGAACAGCGGCGUUUUAGCCGGUAUACUAACAAUCGAACCAGAGAAAAUCCAAGCGGUCGACAUGGACACCCUGGACGCUCGGAUCCGGUACAGCAUCAGCUCUGGCGAGCCCGAUUUCUGGGCGGAGUACUUCACCAUCGACCAAUACACCGGAGCUGUCAGGCAGCUCAAACCGGUCGACACUAGCGUCGCUAAGAAGUUCCAACUAGUUAUAACCGCCACAGAAGUAUCCGAGGCGCAACGCUACACCACAGCCAAGCUGACCAUCACAGUUCGACCCGUGGACGCGAACCCGCCUGCUGUCCACGCGUCCUCGGACGAGGGAGUUGAGGAGAACUCGCCGCGCGGGACCAAGGUGUUGGACGCGCAGGGCAAGCCCAUACAACUGACUGUCACUGAUCCAGACUUGGGCCCUGGAGACCAAAUACCAAAAUAUACAUUCGAACUAACGACCAACUUCUUCGAUAUCGCUAAGGAUGGCUACCUUGUCGUCAACGAUGACAGAUUGGAUAGAGAUCCCCCUAAUCCUGGGAAAAUCAGAUUCCAAGUUGUAGCUCGUGAAGCGAACGGUGGUGCUGCGUCGGCUCCCCUUUCGCUGGCCGUGCAACUAAUCGACCAGAACGACAACGCUCCGGUUAUACCUAAAACUCAGCCCGUGAUUGUACCCGCUAGUCUGGAACCUACUGUCGUCUACAAGGUUCAGGCGACGGACAUAGAUGAAGGCGAAAAUGCGCGUAUCACCUACUCUAUCUAUCACAUUUCGAAUAACGGCGGCAAUAAAUUCAAUAUUGAUCCUGAUACGGGAGUCAUUUCAAGCACCGGGCACCUGCAAGCGGGCGAGCAAUACAGCGUCACAAUACGAGCAACCGACGCACUCGGUCUGAGUUCACAGGGCAUCGUUGAGCUAUCUGUAGCGCCCGGACCUAAUAAACGACCUCCAGUAUUUUCUGCGCGGGACUACCAGGCGCCCGUCUCUGAGGGCGCUGCUAUCAACUCCACUGUGCUCACUGUCACUGCCAAAGAUCCAGAAAACGAGGCCGUGACAUACUCCAUAGCGUCUGGCAACGACUUGCGGCAAUUCGCUAUCGGCUCCACGACUGGCAUCAUUACCGUCAUUAGAAGGCUGGACAGAGAAGUCCUCACAAGAUAUCAACUGAUGAUUAAAGCAGAAGACCCCGGCAAGUUGUCCAGCACAGCCACAGUCAACAUCAAGGUGACCGAUAUCAACGACAACAACCCAGAGUUUGACGAGGACUCCUAUAAUUUCCAGGUCAAAGAAGGAUUGGCAGGCGAGUUCGUGGGUUACGUUCACGCGACUGAUAAGGAUGAGGGCGUCAACGCUUUGGUCAGCUACAGUCUGCCUCCACACUUGCCUUUCAGUAUCGAUAAUGGCACCGGAAUGAUUAGCACUAAGACUGAAUUGGACUAUGAGAAAACUAAGGAGUACUCGUUCGUGGUGACGGCGACGGACGGCGCGCUGGACCGGCGGCUGGGCACGGCAUCCGUCUCGGUGGCCGUGCUCGACGUGCCGGACGAGGCGCCCGUGUUCCCGCAACCGCUAUACUCUGUGCGAGUGCCUGAGAAUGCUCCCAACUACGCUGUCGUUAAAGUGCAGGCGGAGGACCCCGACACGAUGCCAGAGAUCACAUACACGAUAAUACGCGGCGAUACUGAGCUGUUCUCCAUCGACCGCAAGAGUGGAGUCAUCCGUACAUUACGUCCGCUCGACCGCGAGGCGGCCGCGCGGCACGAGCUCAUCGUUGGCACUGAAGAGAAUGAAAGCAUGCACCCAGGAGCUACUGCUACUGUCGAAGUCGCGGUCGAGGACAAGAACGACAACUCUCCGAUAUUCACAUCUGUGGUCCGCCCGGUGACUAUAGAGGACUCGUCCGCCAUCGGCACGCUGGUGGAAACGGUGACUGCUGUAGAUGAAGACGCGACUGCUCCUAAUAAUAGGGUGCGAUACAAGCUGGUGGGUAGAGGCAAGGCAUCGAAGUACUUCCAUGUGGAGCCUGACAUGGGCGCCGUGAGGGUACGCGACGAUCUCAGGAAGGAAACCGAUAGUGAAUACACAGUGGAUGUCCAAGCGUACGAUCAAGGGGAACCGAUGCUGUCAUCCGUGUCAAGCCUUACAGUUUACGUGAGCCAUUCGGCUACGGUACCUCCAGAUGUCGGCCUUGGAUUCGCUGAUACGGUGUACACAGAGCAUGUUGCAGAGAACUCUCCCAACGGCACAUUAGUUAGGAUCUUGCCUCUGCUGAACAAGAGAGAGCAUUCUCCUGACACCCCGCUCAAGUGUAAACUGACUGACACAUCUCAAAAAGGCGUAUUUUACGUAAAACUAACCGAAGACCGCGACUGCGCUAUCUACUUGAACACCAGCUCGCUCGACUACGAAACCCUCAACGAAUACUCGCUAGAAAUCCAGUUGGAAUCCAUACAGGGCCUCAUCAACCCCGAGAGCAGUAAAGCCAACGUUAAAGUACACGUUACGGAUGUGAACGACAAUUCGCCGACGUUCGUGGGCACCGACCAGUCCACUAUAGCCGCUGCUAAGGGGAAAUAUUACGCUAUAGUCACUAAGGAUAUGCCUUUAGAUACCGCCGUCGUGCAAGUUAAGGCCAAAGACUCUGACAGCGGAUCAUUCGGGAAGCUAGAAUACCAAAAAAAUUCAUGGACAAAGGCGGCCGAGGAGUACUUCAGUCUAGACUCAGAUACAGGCGUUAUCAGCAACAUCAAAACCUUCGAGAAUGUACCACAGGACUUGCUGCCGUUCAAGUUUAGUGUGACCGCGAGAGACAACCCUAAGUCUUCACAGGACUAUAACAUUGCCAGGGCUUCUGUUGUGGUCAACCUCCUCCAAAAAGAAAACCAGAUAGUAGUAGAAGUAUCGUCGCUAGACUCCGAAGCAUUACGCCGACGUUCUCGCAGCGUACUCGACGCCGUCGAGAAGCGAAGCGGGCUAGUCGCCGGCCUCGAGAAACUGACCCCCAGGCACUAUAUCGGCGAGAAUGGAACACUGGAGAGUGACAACCGGGGCACUGAUAUAUGGAUGUACCUGCUGGAUCCUAAUACGGGGAAAAUAUUGGCGAGAGAAUCUAAGGCUGUGACGAAAGCUAUCGACGGCGGUCUAAACGAAGCGGUGUCCCUCCGGCUGUCGGCGCCAGUGGAGCGCGUGCGGGCGCCGCUGGCCGCGCCGCCGCCGCCGCGCGGGCCGCAGCUGGCCGCCGCGCCGCUGUCCACGGCGCUGCCCGCCGCGCUGCUCGCGCUCGCCGCCAUCGUGCUCGUCGCCGCCACCGCCGCCACCGUCUACAUCUGCGCCUCGUGGAACAGAUAUAAGAAGCACAAGGAACAAACGAUGCAGCAAUACGGCACGCUUAGCAUGUCUAUGCCGCCGCCGCGCCCGGCCUCGGGCUACGCGUCCAGCGAGGAUGACCCUGCGCCCCGCUAUGAGACACAGGUUUUGAACAUGGCGGUGGAUGACGCGGACUUACAGCUCGACUUCAGUCCAAAUAACCAUGCAUUUAACAUACACAACGUGCAAUACCUUUCCAAAGACAACGGGGAACGCAGCCCAACGCUAUCAGAGACCGCGACCACAGCGCGAGCGUCAAGCGUGAACGAGAACGGCACGCUCAACAACCAUCACCAGUUCGACACGCUAGUCAACAACACGUUCGCGCGCCCUCAACACAACACGCAGACACUCAACAGGCGCGCGCCCAACAACCACGCACUCAACAAUGCGCUGGGCACGUUGCCCAGAGUCAACAACAACAAUGUGGGAGGCGGACUCCUCGCCACCACGCUGGGUAGAAAGAUCAACGGCAAUAAUCAUAAGAAGAAGAGCUCGCCUAUCAUGGCUUAUGAUGAUAUACCCGGAUUGCAGAGAGCAUCGGAUAAUGACAACGUGACGUUCGGAAAGAGGAACAUCACUGGCUACGCUUACGAUUCGCCAGUGGAAACUACAACGGAGCUAUAGAAAGUAUAGAAUAUUAAAUCUGUGCUUUGAAACAAGUUCAUGGUAUUUCAAGUGACUUUUAUAGUGAAUCUCAAACUUGUGGAGAGACUGAGUGUUACGUCCGAAUAUGAAGAACAAGAAAUUAUACGUAGAUUUAUAUUUUGUGUUCAACGAAUAUUAAUUAUUAGGCGAGGUGAGAUA